Molecule: messenger RNA, 1352 nt
Organism: Theobroma cacao (cacao)
Lineage: Eukaryota; Viridiplantae; Streptophyta; Magnoliopsida; Malvales; Malvaceae
Product: loganic acid O-methyltransferase-like
Molecular function (GO): methyltransferase activity
Source: RefSeq, a predicted model, not a curated record
ACGACAAUUUUCUAGCUUCAGGACUUAGCGAAAGCAUUGCAGCUUCAUAAUAGCAAUAAGCGAUCUGGCUUAAGCUAGUACAGAAAGGAAAAUGGCUGCCAUGGAGAGCAAAAUAUUACCAGGAUCAUAUCCGAUGAAUGGUGGAGAUGGGAAAGUUAGAUAUGCUCGUAAUUCUCAAACUCAGAGAAGAGCAGUGGAUGACGCCAAGAAAAUUAUCAGUGAAGCAAUUGCAGACCUUCUGGACAUAGAAAAUCUCACUCUGGAAUCAUCUAACAGAUUCCAAAUAGCAGAUUUAGGCUGUGCCACUGGGCCAAACACAUUCUACGCAGUGGAAAACAUCAUAGAAGCUGUGGCCAACAAGUACAAAACCUUGCAUAAGAAUCCUCAAACUCUAGAAUAUCAAGUGUUCUUCAGUGACCGAAUCGACAAUGAUUUCAAUACCCUAUUCAGAUCCUUCCCUUUCCCGAGGCCAUACUUUGCUGUUGGAGUGCCUGGCUCUUUUUAUGGCCGCUUGUUUCCUGCAGAAUCUAUUCAUUUUAUGCACUCUUCAAAUUCAUUGAACUGGCUUUCUAGAGUUCCUAAUUAUGUCGGAGAUAUCAAUUCUCCAGCAUGGAAUGGGAGCAGUAUAUAUUGUAGAGGAGAUGCAAAAGAAGUAGCUGAAGCUUAUUCAAGUCAAUACAAGAAAGAUAUGGAGACUUUUCUAAACGCUAGAGCACAAGAGCUUGUUGUUGAAGGGUUGAUGGCAUUGGUUCUUGGUGGUCGUCAAGAUGGAGUUCCUCUUUGUCAAACCAAUAUGGGCAAAACCUAUGACUUUCUUGGUUCUUGUCUAUUCGACAUGGCCACCGAGGGAAUAAUUAGCAAAGAAAAAGUGGAAUCUCUUAACCUACCUCAAUAUUAUCCAUCGAUUAGUGAGAUUGAGGAGUUGAUCAACACCAACGGUUGUUUCUGCAUUGAGAAGAUGGAGACAUUUCCAGGCCCUGGAAAGCAUUUUUACGAUGUCCAAAUGUGGUCAAUGAUAGUAAGAGCUGGCUUUGAGGCAAUCCUGCAAAAUCACUUUGGAAGUGAAAUGGUGGAAGACUUCUUUGAGCGUUACGCUAAGAAACAUGCUGAUAAUCUCUUCAUGUUUGACGGAAAUGAUGUUCAAAAUCUUCUGCAAAUCAAUAUUGUUCUCAAGCCCAAAGUUUGUUGAAACAAGUAUUAUUUUUUAUUAGCUAGGCAAAGAUUCAGGUGAAUGAGAUAAAUUACCGCUUAAUUGGCUUGAGAUUACUAUCAAAUAAAUUGAGUAUUUAUUAUUGACGAGUUUGAGUACUGUACUGUAUCAGUUGCUUUCCCUUUUAUUUGGGAUGUGUAUC